AUGAUGUCAAAAUGGCCUAGAGGAUCAUUUCUAUGUUCCUUAGUAAAACUGCAAACAGAAACGUGUUUGCAACAAAAAGAUACUGCUCAUCAGCCUGGAACAAGCAACGAAAUUGUAGAAGAAAGGUCAAAUAUAUCUAAUCUGAACGGUACUGGCGGGGUUACGUCUGACGAAAACGAUGACGUGCAUGCAGUAUUUGACGACUCUCUAUGUGAUAGAGACAUAAACUCUGGUAAUAGUUCGUUUCAACAAAGGACUGCAGACCACAUUUUUGAACAAAAAAGAGAAAUCGUUAAAAGGAAAGUAUUUGAAUUAAAAGAAAAAACGUCAAAAAUUCGUCCGAGAAAUCCUGACGGAUGGAAAAAAAGAACAGCGGCAAUUGCUAGAGAGAGGGGAGAAGAAUAUAGCUCUCAAACGGGAAAGAUUGUGGCAAAAAAGGAAGCUAGUAUAGGACUAUUAUGUAAAGAGAAAUGUCGACUCAACUGUCGUGUUAAAUUUGACACAGAAGCGAGGAAGGCUAUUUUACAAAAAUAUUAUUCACUGGUUUGCAAUGCAAAAAAUGCUUUGUUAUUUAAAAGCCAAUUUAUAAAACCAGUUGCGCGACAUAUGACAAAUAUUAAAAAAGCAAAGAUGUACUCUUUUACUUACUCAGUAACUUUCAAUAAGAAAACUGAAGUAAUUUGUCGAGAUGCAUUGUGUUCCCUUUACCAAAUUGGCGCAAACAGGAUUGAACUUCUUCAACAAACGUUAAAAAAGGGACUAAAUGCUCCAUCGCCUGAUAGCAGGGAUCACCAUACAAAUCGGCAUCAUAAGUUAAAGGAAGAAGUAGUGACGUUUAUUGUAGAACACAUUAAAAAAUUUCCAGCAGAACAGUCCCAUUACUCGCGUAACAAAAAUGAACACAAAAAUAUCUCUCGCCUCUCUUGA
Molecule: messenger RNA, 927 nt
Organism: Diabrotica balteata
Lineage: Eukaryota; Metazoa; Arthropoda; Insecta; Coleoptera; Chrysomelidae
Source: the annotation of a GenBank genome assembly